AUAAGACCACCUCAGUCUCCCUCACCCCACACAUGCUCUUUGGCCUCUACCUCCAAAGCCAUCGUCUGCCUGGUGUAGCCAUCGCGCAUCCCAUUACCGUAUAACAGUCAAGAAAGCAUCAUUUGCCCCAGCUCACACCGACCAGUUACGAUGUGCGGUAUCCUUGGCUGUGUGAAUCACCCCGAUGCGCCGGCAUACCGGUCCAAAAUGCUUCAACUUUCUCGGUCCAUCCGUCACCGCGGCCCAGACUGGUCGGGCUGCCUUGUUGCGACCGAGGAGGGAGCUUCGCCCAAAGGGUCCAUCCUGUGCCACGAGCGUCUUGCCAUUGUCGGCGUAGACACGGGUGCUCAGCCGCUGGUAUCGAACGAUGGAAAAGUCAUCCUUGCUGUCAAUGGUGAGAUCUAUAACCAUCGCACCCUGCGGAAAAGUCUCAAAAACAAGAGCCCACAAUUCAAGACGCAUUCGGAUUGCGAAGUCAUCCUCCACCUCUACGAAGAGUACGGGCGCACGGCCGACUUUGUCACCAAGCUCGACGGCAUGUUCUCUUUCCUGCUCGUUGACACAUCGGUCAGCCCGCAUCGCGUAAUUUCUGCCAGGGACCCAAUCGGCGUCACGACCCUAUACCAAGGCUGGUCCUACAAGUACCCCGGUGCGGUCUACUUUUCCUCUGAGCUCAAGGCCAUUCACGAAGAGUGCGACCGCGUCCGCUCCUUCCCACCUGGGCAUUACUGGGACAGUGCCAGGCCGGAAGGUGAAGAGACCGUGCGGUACUACAACCCAAAGUGGAUCAACGACGAUGACAAUGGCGCCAGCGUCCCUACGACGUCUGCGGAUCUCACAGCGAUUCGCUUGGCCCUCGAAAAGGCGGUUCGCAAACGUCUCAUGUCCGAGGUGCCAUAUGGCGUGCUGCUCUCAGGUGGUCUUGACAGCAGCUUGAUUGCUAGCAUCGCUGCCAGGGAGACGGAGGUUCUGGCGGAAAAGCAGCACAGGGCGUACGAGGCGAGGAUGGCAGCGAAAAGCCAGGCGCAGUCCAGAGCUGACAUACCGCCUGUGGGCAACAGCGCAGCCAACCGCACAGAUGUUGAUCCCACGAAAGCGCUUGCGCCCGCUGGAGCGGACGGACGAAUGGCUGUCGGCCUUGACGAGGAUGCAGAGGCAGAGGCAGACAGUCUCGCAGCGUGGCCCCGUUUGCACUCCUUUUCCAUCGGCCUUCCUGGCUCGCCCGAUCUCUUGGCUGCUCGUCAAGCCGCCGCGUACCUCGGAACGGUCCAUCACGAGUACACGUUCACAGUCCAAGAGGGCCUCGAUGCGAUACCGGACGUGAUCUACCACCUUGAGACGUACGACGUGACGACUGUCCGCGCCUCAACGCCCAUGUACUUGCUUUCGCGCAAGAUCAAGGCCAUGGGCGUCAAGAUGGUUCUGUCUGGUGAAGGAUCGGACGAGAUCUUUGGUGGCUACCUCUACUUCCAUGCUGCGCCGGAUGCCAAAUCGUUCCACCAGGAGUGCGUCCGACGCGUCAAGAACCUACACACGGCCGACUGCUUGCGCGCCAAUAAGAGCACCAUGGCGUGGGGUCUCGAGGCGCGUGUUCCCUUCCUCGACAAGGAGUUCCUGGACGUCGCCCUGCUCACGCGUGCGGAUGACAAGCAGUUCAGCAAGGGCAGCCUGCAGGAACACGAUGUGGACGGCAAGCCAAGGAUGGAGAAGUAUAUACUGCGCAAGGCGUUCGAUGUCGAUGCGAUGGAGCCCGUUGUCAAUCCCAAGACCGGGGAAAAGUGCAAGCCAAAGGCGUACCUGCCGGACAGCAUCCUCUGGCGUCAGAAGGAGCAAUUCAGCGAUGGCGUUGGCUACAGCUGGAUCGAUGGCAUGAAGGAGUACUCGGAGAAAGCCAUCAGCGACCAGAAAUUCGCGGAGAGGGCAAAGAGGUACCCCGCCGACACGCCUGAUACCAAGGAGGCAUACUGGAUCAGGGAGGUUUUCGAGAGCUACUUCCCCAGUGAAAGUGCGGCUAGAACGUCUGUUCGAUGGGUCCCUCGAGGAGAUUGGGGCUGCUCAUCUGACCCUUCUGGCCGCUCAGUCGCCAUUCACGAUGCGGCAUACAGGGGUGAGGCCUGAGUGCGAGCCUGCUCAGCACAGACACUGUACCACAAUUCAAUGAAUCAUUUUGGAAACCUUG
Molecule: messenger RNA, 2179 nt
Organism: Tilletiaria anomala UBC 951
Lineage: Eukaryota; Fungi; Basidiomycota; Exobasidiomycetes; Georgefischeriales; Tilletiariaceae
Product: putative asparagine synthase
Exons: 3
Coding region: 151-2118 (655 amino acids)
Cellular component (GO): cytosol
Molecular function (GO): asparagine synthase (glutamine-hydrolyzing) activity
Source: RefSeq, a predicted model, not a curated record